UAAAAAGCCCUCUCCACCCCCAAGUAGUUGCAACAUCGCAGCGAAAAGCCAGUGUCUCCACUGCAGUGGCUUCGGAGUGUUUCGGACUGGAGGCGCGCGCGCGCGCACACACACACUGUCACACUCGCUGAGAGACACACACAUCUGGAAUACACUCAUGCGUCGGUGAAAGUCAGACAAAGAAAUGCGUGAUUUCUCUCAUCAAGGCUAAUAGACCCCGAGCUCUCCCUGUGAUAUAUGAAGGGCACAGACAUACAGAUGGAAUCGAGGGUCCCACACCACAUCCCUGGAAUCUCCUCCUCCAUCAUGGUGCAGCCUUUGUUGGACAGUCGAGUGCCCUAUGGGAGGUUUCAGCAACCGCUGACCAUCUACCCCAUUGACCAGAUGAAGUCCUCUCACAUUGAGAACGACUACAUCGACUGCCCCGCAGUGGUGUCGACUCAGCCAUCCAGCCAGAAGGCUGCGAGGGGGCCGCAGGACUCCCUAUUGGUCAGCAGCUCCCAUCCCCACCUGCUGCGGUGUGAACCGCAUGACGUCACACACCCCUGGAUCUACUGCGGCGGUCGGCCCAGCUCCAUGAGCAGCUGCAGCAGCGGCAGCACUUCCUCCGACCAGAGGCUGCUGGAUCACGUGGCCCCUCCCUCCACAGCGGAUCCUGCCCGGGCCGCCAGCUUCCAAGUCAAGUCACCUCCGGGUCCUGUGCCCCAGGUCCCAAAGCCCCUGGUGGUCCCAGAGACCACAGGCAAGCACACGCUGCUGUGCCAACGCUGCGGGAGGUGUCGGUGCACAGAGUGCACUCUUCCCCGGACGCUGCCCUCCUGCUGGGUGUGCAACCAGGAGUGCCUGUGCUCGGCCCGGAGUCUCGUGGACGCGGCUACUUGCAUGUGCCUCGUCAAGGGUGUGUUCUACCACUGCACCGAUGACGAGGACGAAGAGGGAUCCUGUGCCGACCGGCCCUGCUCCUGCGGGCCCUCCAACCGCUGUGCCCGCUGGGCCUUCAUGGGCACCCUCUCGCUGGUGCUGCCUUGCCUGCUGUGCUACUUGCCAGCUACCGGCUGCGUCAAACUGUCCCAGAAGUGUUACGACCACAUCAGCCGGCCAGGUUGUCGCUGCAAACACUCCUCUGCGUGUAAGGCAGCUGAGUGGGAGCAGAAGAGCGCCACCAAGGAGACACAGCCCUCCUGAUGAGGUCGUGAGCAGUGGCUUGAGGAUCAACUCUUGGACAAGUUGGCUACGAGAGGACUUGGCCCCAAGUUUAGUGAACACCAGAAACAAUGGUACUUAACAGAGGGUUUUGUUUGACUGUGCCCAAUGACGAUGUUGUCUAAUUUGACAUCAAACGUUCUCUAGCAGUGUAUGUCAAAUGUCAAUCAAUAUCCAACAUGUGACCAAGACUAGUGGUAACCUACAAACGAUGGCUAAAGGAAUCAGUCCUGGUUCCUGUCACCUCCAGCUGUUUUAAUAUUCAACACCACAAUACUCCUGUGACCCCCACCCCCCCACCUCAGUCAUGUGAUUUAUUCAAAGUGUGUAAAACAGCAGUACGCUGAACAACCAUGUUGAUUCUAUGGAAGGUGCAUUUUCCAUUGAGCAGAUUAGAAAUAAUUUUUGCUCACUGGAUUAUCAAUACUGCUCGGCGUUUACGACCGUAUAUUUGUCAGGGUACACUCCAGACAAAAAUGGUUUUGAUAACUCGGCUUCAUUUUGCAAAGAUACAUUAAGUCUUGCAGGAACAUUUCAGGAGAUGGCAAUAUUUUUAUCUGACUUUUCCAAUGAUCACAAAGCAGUGGAAAGUUCUGUGUACUGUUGAGACAAUCAUCAGUAUCUAAAUGACAUUACAAUGGAUUUAGACUUGAGGAAAUGCUUGGUCUGUCUGUAUUAUGGCAGGUUGGCUUUUUAAAAAGUCAACAGUUCACCGUCAGUUAAAAAUAAGUCUGAAAUACAUGUUGUCGAAGUCCCAAAUGAAUUUUAAACGAGAAGGUGGGGGUCCUGUACUAGGCAUGGGUUUUUUGUACACAAGCCGCCUCAGGGAACAUUUAAUUUCCAUUGCAUUUUUACGUUAACGUGCAAGGUGUCCCGUGCAAACAGAAAAGGGAACGACGACAAAAAAUAUUCUCCAAGGUCCUGGAAUCUGCUGAGGUUUUGAACGCCAGCUGUCUGAAAAGCAGGGUUAGGAAGCUUCUUUUUAGAUAAUAGUUCAUACCCCCAUAACUGCAUUAAAAUCAUCCAAAUGGCAAAGUGAAAAAAAAAAAAAUGGACGGGGUGUUGAACAAAUCACACGUGAAUAAAGUAUGCAAACGUUCAAAUUCUGUCGGUUCGCUCCCGGUGUUCCCAAUUCCCCCAUUUGCAUUGGACGCCUUGCAGAGAACCAGGAAACGAGCCAACGGCCAAGUUCACUACGCUUUGCAUGAGGAAAGGCCGCUGUUGGUCUGCUCCUCACGUCGGCCGCCAUUUGAAAAGAGGGAAAUCGGAGCGACGGCACCAAAGUGUGGCGGCUCCGAGCGGCUUUCGGAAAUAUCGACGCCUCGCACAACUCGCGUUGACCAAGCAAACCCUAAAUGUACACAAAGGCACAGUAUUAUGUACAACUGCAGGAUGUGGUUCUGAUUAGCUGCUGAUCACGUCCAUCACAUGCUCCUCCUCCUCCGAACAUCACCCGACUGCUGCAGAGCCCUAUUGUACAUAACAUCUAAAGAUUUCCCAGAAAGUCUAUUUUAAUGAUACGAUUUGAAGCCAGGGCUUUGGCCAAAGGAGAGCAGUGCAGUCUUGUGCUUUUACGUUCUUGUCGUUAGACUUGAUUUUGUUCUCUAAGGACUUUUUUUAUGCACUCAACUCAUCAGACGGUAGUCUAAAGGUACGGUAUCCUUCUCUCGGCAACGUCACGCGAAAGGGAUACUGUCAGCAGGCGUUACCCCGCAUUCCCAAAGACCCCUGCGCUUCGUCUUCGAUGGCCGCCGACGUUGGUUACGCAAUGCGGCACGGGCGUAGGGGACAAACGGUAGCCAGGGCGGGUGUCGGAAGGGCCGCGCAGCGAGGAGCUGCUACCUGUCGGCGUCAUUCUAAGGGAAGAGACGCAUGCGCGUGAGCAGUUGUACAUAGUUUUGAGCACCUUCUUCCUCGUGUGUUCCUAAAGCCACUGUAUAAAAAAAAAAAAAAAAAAACAUGCAUGGUACAAUAUAGUAUAUUUCUGGUGAGGGCUGUAGGCUUGAAGGGCAGUAGUGCAGGUCUUUCCAUCUUACAAACAGUACUUGCUUUAAAGAAGUGCUUAGUAAUAAAAAUACCUCUUUUGUUUCUGCUAUUCACGCCUAGAGAGAGGCUUUGCUGGGCUCCCCCCGCCAGCGCAGAGGCGCAGAAAUGGCUGAGUAAAUCCGUGGCCCGGACAGCGCGACCGAGCUGCGAUCCGGAACUGUUCUCGGCCCUUUCCCGAGACCGUUCGGCAGCUGCUUUGUAAAUGACGGACACGGCAGGCCCAGCGAUCGCUAGCGGAGGAGGAGGCCUCUCUCGUGCUUCAACAACACGGGCUCGAAGAACAUAUUUUGUAGCUUCAAACUCCACGGUAGCUACGGCCCAAACCUUGUAACUUACAUAUGAAAGACAUUUUAUUUUUUACCAAAUGUCACAGUAACACAACUCACCCAGGAACAAUCCAUUCCCAAGGACGCUCUUUCCGAGACGCAUUUGAGGUCACGACCGUUCUGUGGGUAUGAUCUAAACACAUUCAGAGCAUCCCCUUUCAAUCAAACUGCUGGCUUAAUAUAUUCUCUUGUCUGUGCCAUUUAAAUGUUGAGAGAAUAAUCUAUACUAGUUUCUGUCUUGUAUAAAA
Molecule: messenger RNA, 3823 nt
Organism: Scleropages formosus (Asian bonytongue)
Lineage: Eukaryota; Metazoa; Chordata; Actinopteri; Osteoglossiformes; Osteoglossidae
Product: protein sprouty homolog 4-like
Exons: 2
Coding region: 238-1185 (315 amino acids)
Biological process (GO): multicellular organism development; negative regulation of fibroblast growth factor receptor signaling pathway; animal organ development
Cellular component (GO): cytosol; membrane
Source: RefSeq, a predicted model, not a curated record